AUGGGGGUUACUUCGGAGGAGAAGGUCGAAUUGGCCGCUUUCCAACUCAAAGGGGUUGCUCAAAUUGAAGAGAAGAAACUAAAAGGGAGAUAUAGGGAGAAAAAGAGGUUUGGAGAUGAUGAUAAUUCCCCUCAUGUAAGAUCUGAUGGACAUGGUCAUCCUAAGCAUCGACAAAGGUUUUCCGAGCAAGACUCCUCCAAUGCUCCUAAGUAUAGUGAAGAUAGGGUGUCUAACCCUAAACCACAAGGAAUAAGUAGUGAAUCACUAUGGCCUACUUGUGCUAGAUGUGGAAAAAGACAUGAGGGUAGGUGUUUGGCCGGAAUGGAGGGUUGCUUUAGUUGUGGUGAAAGUGGCCACGUGAUAAGGAAUUGUCCAAAAAUGAAGGCUAAGGGAACAAAUGUUAAGCAAUUUGCUCUUAGUGGUUCGGAUGCGAAUGCUCCAAGGAAAAAUAGGUUCUAUGCUCACCAAGCUAGAGGUGAACAAGAAUACCCUCCGGAUGAGACUAUCAGUAUGUGUUUUAUGCUUUAUUAG
Messenger RNA from Solanum stenotomum, 531 nucleotides. Its product is annotated as serine/arginine-rich splicing factor RS2Z33-like. Gene Ontology annotation, molecular function: nucleic acid binding; zinc ion binding. The transcript is spliced from 2 exons. The record is from RefSeq and is a predicted model, not a curated record. Lineage: Eukaryota; Viridiplantae; Streptophyta; Magnoliopsida; Solanales; Solanaceae. Bases 1 to 531 code for a protein of 176 amino acids.